AUGGAUUCCAAUCCAUUUAUGCAUACAGGAAACUUUGUUGAUCUACUUAGUCAACAAAGUAUUUCUUUUGCUAACUAUGAAGAUAUCUCAACUCUGUCUUCAUCUCAACUUCCUUCUCUUCACAGGGAUGAUGUAGGUGAGCGUCGGGAACGGAAGACGUGGACUCCUACUGAUGAUAUUCUGGUGAUCAGCUCGUGGCUCAACACCAGCAAAGAUCCAGUGGUUUCGAACGAGCAAAAAGCAGGCACCUUCUGGAAAAGAGUUGCAGCCUGUUUCAACGCGAGUCCAAAGGCAGCUGGGGGAGAGGAGAGAACGCCUAAUAACUGUAAGCAGCGUUGGCACAAGAUCAACGACUUGGUCUGCAAAUUCUGUGGCGCGUACGAAGCUGCAACUAGGGAGAAAACCAGUGGCUGCAAUGAGAAUGAUGUCCUGAAGAGAGCUCAUGAGAUUUACCACAACAACCUUAAGAAGAAAUUCACUUUGGAGCAUGCUUGGAAGGAACUGCGAAACGACCAGAAGUGGUGCGAAGUUGCAAGUGCCAGAAACGAGGGAAGCUCUAAGAAAAGGAAGUGGGAAGACGCUGAAGUCUCAUCAGCCUCUCAACCAUCUGAAAGCAAGCGUCCCGCUGGUGUUAAAGCAUCAAAGGCCCGUGGGAAGGCGACUGUGGCUGAGGAGGCUCUCACGAAUGGGUUUCAAAGUAUGUGGGACAUUAAACAGAAGGAUUUGGAAGUGAAGGAAAGGUUGUCGAAGAUGAAGAUACUUGAGUCUAUUAUUGCAAAGACAGAACCGCUAGCUGAGUAUGAGGAAGCCUUCAAGAAGAAGCUCAUCAGUGGAGUCAAGUGUCACGGAGUGGAGCAUUGUGUCACAGGGUCAAGUCUCACGGAGUCUACUGUCGAGUGGAGCAAUCAGACUUUCGACAAAUUCUCCAAUGCCUAUGGUGAUCAAGAAAAAGAGAAAAAACGAAGGAAACAACGAGCUUACUUCGAAAGAAAUCGCGAAGAAGGCGAUUUACGUUUAUGGAAUGAUUAUUUCAGCGACACUCCAACAUAUCCUCCAAAUCUAUUCCGACGACGAUUUCGAAUGAACAAACAUUUAUUCAUGCAUAUUGUUCAGCGACUCUCUAACGAAGUUCAAUUUUUUCAACCAAAAAAAGAUGCUCUCGGAAGGGUUAGUCUCUCUCCACUUCAGAAGUGUACAGCAGCCAUUCGUAUCUUGGCAUAUGGGAAUGCGGCUGAUGCGGUCGACGAAUACCUCCGCCUCGGUGCAACUACAACUCGGUCGUGUUUGGAACAUUUUGUGGACGGAAUAAUUUCUUUAUUCGGUGAAGAGUACCUGAGAAGACCAACACCUGCUGAUCUUCAACGUUUACUUGAUAUUGGUGAAUAUCGUGGAUUUCCCGGGAUGGUAGGAAGCAUCGAUUGUAUGCAUUGGGAGUGGAAGAAUUGUCCCACCGCUUGGAAAGGGCAAUAUACUCGGGGUUCAGGUAAACCAACAAUUGUUUUAGAGGCGGUUGCUUCAUAUGAUCUCUGGAUAUGGCAUGCAUUUUUUGGACCUCCAGGUACCUUAAAUGAUAUCAAUGUUCUUGAUCGCUCACCUGUUUUUGAUGACAUAAUAAAUGGUCAAGCUCCGCAAGUCACAUACUCUGUCAACGGAAGAGAGUAUCAUUUGGCUUACUAUCUAACUGAUGGUAUCUAUCCGAAAUGGGCAACUUUUAUCCAAUCCAUUCCAUUACCACAAGGCCCAAAAGCGGUUUUAUUUGCUCAACGUCAAGAAGUUGUCAGAAAAGAUGUCGAGCGUGCUUUUGGAGUCCUGCAAGCUCGUUUUGCCAUUGUUAGAAACCCAACUCUUCUUUGGGACAAGGAAAAAAUCAGCAACAUUAUCAGAGCAUGUAUCAUACUACACAAUAUGAUAGUGGAAGAUGAACGAGAUGGAUACACUCAAUACGAUACAUCUAUAUUUGUAGAAGGAGAAACAAGCAGAAGUUCAGAGGUGGAUUUCUCAGUGAACUUCGCGACCAAAGGAUACAUGAACGAUUGA
Brassica oleracea var. oleracea is the source of this 2037-nucleotide messenger RNA. RefSeq lists its product as uncharacterized. NCBI's taxonomy places the organism in Eukaryota, Viridiplantae, Streptophyta, Magnoliopsida, Brassicales, Brassicaceae. The record is from RefSeq and is a predicted model, not a curated record. Bases 1 to 2037 code for a protein of 678 amino acids. The transcript is spliced from 4 exons.